Messenger RNA from Glycine soja, 739 nucleotides. RefSeq lists its product as uncharacterized. Bases 106 to 423 code for a protein of 105 amino acids. NCBI's taxonomy places the organism in Eukaryota, Viridiplantae, Streptophyta, Magnoliopsida, Fabales, Fabaceae. The transcript is spliced from 2 exons. The record is from RefSeq and is a predicted model, not a curated record.
CCAACACAUCUUGUGAAGUGUUUAUCAGAAUAGGUGUUUUACUCUGAUUAUAUGUUUAUUUUUUCAAUUAAUUUGUUCACUGUAAUCAAAACUUGUUAAUUAACUAUGUUUGAUCAACAGGCAGCUGUGUCUCCAGCAAAACCUCCAGAAAACCCAGAUGAAAAGGUCAAUGAUCCCCUGUACCUGAUGACAUUGACCAUCCCACAACUGUUUUUGAAGCCUCUCCAAGUUAUGUGGGAUGCUACCAUAUUCGGGGUGUUUAAUCAAAACUUCCCGUUGUAUAUAAAGCACGAAGAUCUCUCUGAAAUUGCACAUGGUGGUCAAUGUCUCAGCAUAUCUGUUAUACAGUUGUGGAUUCUCCAUCUGAUUGAGACAAGUGUGCGAGCGGGGAAUUCUGAUGUGUAUGGAUUCCUCGAGCCAUAGUCCAUUCAGAGAUCAGGGCAAUCACAAUUUGAAUCCGAAAGUUACAUCAAGAGUUGGAUACAAAGUUCAAAAUGAGAUGCUUACCUUGGAGCCUACUUGAAUGGGUAAGUCAAACACAACAAUUGAAUUUAAAUAAUCUAUACUACUACAAUAACCCAUAUUCGUCUCUACUGCAACGGACACUGGCAAAUGGUCGUCAUUCUGCCUAAGGAAAACCUAGUUGUCUGAUUUUGUUCUUUACAUAACAGGCUAGACAGCUACCUUAAGGGAAUAAUUAACAGUCAGUAUUGUUUUCAAUACAUUUUCAUUGGCAUAA